Cavenderia fasciculata is the source of this 4353-nucleotide messenger RNA. RefSeq lists its product as uncharacterized. The transcript has 4 exons. NCBI's taxonomy places the organism in Eukaryota, Evosea, Eumycetozoa, Acytosteliales, Cavenderiaceae. Gene Ontology annotation, molecular function: protein binding. The coding region runs from base 1 to 4353 and encodes 1450 amino acids. The record is from RefSeq and is a predicted model, not a curated record.
AUGUUUAGCAACUUCUUCAAAUGGAUAUCUGGAGAUCCAGCAGCUAACACGACCGAUAAUGCCAAUCCUCCAGCAGUAGAUCAACAACAACAACAACAGCAACAACAACAACAAACACAAAAUAUAGCUGUCUCUUCUUCUUCUUCUUCUUCUACUACUAAACAACAUGAACAUCAUCCAGUAGGGAAUAGUGUUGAAACUCUAAACUUUAAUCAUAACAAACAUCCUAGAAAUCAUAAUUUGUUUGAUGAUAGUGACAAUCAUUUGACAUUGGGUAUCCCCAACGUUGAAAAGGAGUUGGUUUCAUCAAAACCUGGUGACGAUGAAAGUAAUAGUAGUGAUGACAACAAGUCUCCUAGAAGUGAAAAGAAGGGUUUGUUUGAUCUUAGCGAUGGCAGUGACGGUGAAAACAACUUUGUCUCUUUUGGUAAACGAUUCAACAAACAUAAAAUUACUAAAAGAUUAAUUUCCCUUCCCUCCACAGAUGAUGAGUUUGUCAAAUCUGAACCUGUUACUACUACUACUACUACAGAGACUGUUGUACCAGUAGAAGCCAAACCAGACUUGUUUGCAGAUAAUAGUAGUUUAUUUGAUCUCCCUGAUCCAUCAUCAAAAGCAUCUUCAGUGGUGGCAUUAGAUGAAUCAUCAUCGAGCAAUGACGAUCCACUAAGAGUGUCGUCACCUUUAAGCAAACCUUCAACAGGAGUGACACGUUCAACAACUGCUAUUGGUAGAAAUAGAUCGAGAACAACUAAACCUCAACCAGUGCAACCACAAGUUUCAUUGUUUGAAGAGAGCAAGGUUGAUGACGACUUGUUUGCACCACCUCAACUCCCAUCUCGUGAAUCUUCACAAACCAAUGUAUUAGAGUCAUUUGAUGCCAAAUCAUUCUUGUCAUCUACUGAGCCAACUGUAGUUGUUGUUGUUCAAGAAAAGACAACUACAACUGCUGCUAAACCAGCCAAACAAGAAAAGACAACAACAACAACAACAAAGAAAGAGUAUGAUUCAAUAUUUGCUGAUGACAAUGCUGCCAUUGGUUUGGAAAGAGGUGGAGCAGUUAAGAAACCACUAGCUCCCAAACAACAAGAAGUAGCUCAAGUAUCUACUACAACUACUACUGCCCCUGCACUAAGUAUUGCUACAGUUGCUACUACAACUACAACUACACCACCAGCAUCAUCAGUAUCACCAUUGACUGCAUCGACAGAGGGGGUUGGAUUCAAGAUUGGUCAAAAACCAGUGUCACCAGCCAAACCAAUCCAACAAGAAAAAGAAAUUACAGUUGAAGACAAGAAAAAGAAAGAGAUGGAUUCAUUGUUUACCGAUGAUAUUACAAUUGGUUUGGAACGUAGUGUUGAAGCCAAGAAACCAGCACAAAAGCAACAACAACAAGAUGUGGCCACUGACUUUUUAUUUGGCACCAAACCAUCGAGUCAACAACCAACCAAUCCAGCCGUUGCUCCACUCGCUGCUCAACAAAAGAAGAAACCAGCUGCUGCAAGCAUCGAUCUCUUUGCCGAUGACGACGAAUUUACCUCUUCGUUGGACAAUAUUCUCAAAAAGGAUAAAAAGGAAAAGGAAACGAUCGAUCACAUUGCCGAAGCUAAAAAGGUAGAGAAACAACAGAAAACACAAGAUAUUGAAGAUCUUUUCAAGGUAUCUGCAAAAAAGACUACUGUAGCUGCUGAACAACCAAAGGUUAUUGUUGAUAUUGCUUCACUUGAACAAAAGUUUGUCAAGAAACAAGAUACUCUUUUUGCCGACGACGAUAUCUUUGCAUCAUGGGAACAAGAAAUCUCUACAAAAGUUGAUACUCAACAAGCCAUUGAAAAGAAAGUUCAAAAGGAAAAAGAAGAACAAGAACGUAUUGAAAGAGAAAAGAUUCAAAAGGAAAAAGAUGAAAAAGAACGUUUAGAAAAUAUUAGAUUAGAAAAUGAACGUUUAGAGAAUGAAAGAAUUGAAAAUGAACGUUUGGAAAAGAUUAGAUUGGAAAAUGAACGUUUGGAGAAGGAAAGAUUAGAAAAGGAGCGUUUGGAAAAGGAGAGAUUAGAAAAGGAACGUUUAGAGAAUGAAAGAAUCGAAAAUGAAAGACUUGAAAAGGAACGUAUUGAAAAUGAGAGAUUGGAAAAGGUGCGUUUGGAAAAGGAGCAUAUCGAAAAUGAAAGACUCGAAAAGGAACGUUUGGACAAGGAAAGAAUUGAAAAGGAACGUUUGGAAAAGGAGCAUAUCGAAAACCAAAGACUCGAAACAGAACGUUUGGAAAAGGAGAGAAUUGAAAAUGAAAGACUCGAAAAGGAACGUUUGGAAAAGGAGAGAAUUGAAAAGGAACGUUUGGAAAAGGAGCGUAUCGAAAAUGAAAGACUCAACAAGGAACGUUUGGAAAAGGAGAGAAUCGAAAAUGAAAGACUCAACAAGGAGCGUUUAGAAAAGGAGAGAAUCGAAAAUGAACGUAUCGAAACCGAGCGCUUGGAAAAAGAAAAACUCGAAAAGGAACGUUUAGAAAAGGAGAGAAUUGAAAAUGAAAGACUCGAAAAGGAACGUUUGGAAAAGGAAAGACUCGAGAAGGAACGUUUAGAAAAGGAGCACUCUCAAAGAGUUGAAGUUGAACGUUUGGAAAAGGAAAAACUCCAAAAAGAAAACGAAAGACUUGAAAAGGAGCGUAUCGAGAAGGAACUUUUGGAAAAGGAACGUUUGGAAAAAGAAAAACUCGAAAAAGAAAAGCAAGAAAAAGAGAGACUCGAAAAGGAAAGAAUUGAAAAUAUUCGUAUCGAGAAUGAACGUUUGGAAAAGGAGAAACUCGAAAAGGAACGCUUGGAGAAAGAGAGACUCGAAAAGGAGAAGUUGGAAAAGGAGAGAAUCGAAAAGGAACGUAUCGAAAAAGAAAGAAUCGAAAAGGAACUUUUGGAAAAGCAAAGACUCGAAACUGAACGUUUGGACAAAGAGAGACUUGAAAAGGAGAAGUUGGAAAAGGAGAGAAUCGAAAAGGAACGUAUCGAGAAUGAACGUUUAGAAAAAGAAAGAAUCGAAAAGGAACGUUUGGAAAAGGAGAGACUUGAAAAGGAACGUAUCGAGAAUGAACGUUUAGAAAAAGAGAAAUUGGAGAAGGAGUGCUUGGAAAAGGAGAGACUCGAAAAGGAACGUAUCGAAACAGAACGUUUGGAAAAGGAGAGAAUCGAAAAAGAAAGACUCGAAAAGGAACGUUUAGAAAAGGAAAGACUCGAAACUGAACGUUUGGAAAAAGAGAAACUCGAAAAGGAGAAAUUGGAGAAGGAGCGUUUGGAAAAGGAACUUUUGGAAAAGCAAAGACUCGAAACUGAACGUUUGGAAAAAGAGAAACUCGAAAAGGAGAAAUUGGAAAAGGAGCGUUUGGUAAAAGAAAGAUUCGAAACACUCGAGAAGGAACGUUUAGAAAAAGAGAAACAAGAUCAAAUUGCCAAGGUCUCAACUCCAAAGACAAACGAAGAAGUUUCCUCCUCCCUCAUUGAUACUACUACAGAGGAUCAUAGUAAACUAGUUCAUUUGACAAUUGGUAGAACCAAAGCCAAGGGUAAAAAGAAACCAAGUAGAAGAGCUCUCAAAAAGGAUGGUAGUCGUGAAAAGGCCAACAUUCCCAAUUUGAAGGAACUCAAGCCACAAACUACCCCAUCCUCUGACACCAACCAAGCUGAUCAUGAUGGUGGUCCAGACGGAGCCGAUCCACCAAAAGAGGAAAAGCCAGCCCAACCCAAAUCAUAUGUACCAAAGGGUGCAGUUGCACUUCCAGGUAUGAUGAUGCCCAAGUUUGACCCAUCCGCCGUCAAGCUCAAAUCGGCUGCCAAGCCACCUCCAUCCUUUAAUUCCCCAGCACCCACCACUCCACCACCAGUCCACCACUUUAACCUCAAGCCAACUGCCAAGACAGGAGCAACCACUCCACCAGCCUCGCCACCAGCCGUCCUCAAGACUGCUGCCAGUGGUCUCAACCGUACGGCAAGCACCGGUAGUGUUGGCAGAUCAUCGCCUCAAAACGAUGGCACAAAAGCACUAGAUAUGUUGUUAACAUGGGUGAAACAGUCUACCACUGGAUACAAGGGAGUCGAAGUAACCAAUUUCACUACUUCGUGGACAAACGGACUCGCUUAUUGUGCUCUACUCCACAAAUUUGCACCAAAGGCUAUCGACUUUGGUGCUUGCUCUCCUGAUAAUAGAUUCGAAAACAUGAAAAAUUCUUUUGAACUUGCUGAAAAGCAUCUUGGUGUUCCAGCUAUAAUGGACGCUUCGGACCUUAUGGAUUUACCUUAUCCAGAACGUCUAUCAAACAUUACCUAUUUAUCUGAAUUUUUCAAGGCCAUAAAAAGAAAGGGUCUUUAA